Molecule: messenger RNA, 2282 nt
Organism: Anoplopoma fimbria (sablefish)
Lineage: Eukaryota; Metazoa; Chordata; Actinopteri; Perciformes; Anoplopomatidae
Product: gamma-aminobutyric acid receptor subunit rho-2-like
Exons: 9
Coding region: 1-1416 (471 amino acids)
Biological process (GO): chemical synaptic transmission; nervous system process; monoatomic ion transmembrane transport
Cellular component (GO): GABA-A receptor complex; neuron projection; synapse
Molecular function (GO): neurotransmitter receptor activity; extracellular ligand-gated monoatomic ion channel activity; GABA-A receptor activity
Source: RefSeq, a predicted model, not a curated record
AUGCCGGGCUACGCGAGGUUCCUGUUCGUGCUUCUGUGUCUGGUUCUGCUCGGGGAGUGCAGGAGACACAAAAGUCGGAAAAAGCGCUGGUCUGCGCCGACAGAGACGCACAAGCCGGGCAGCCCUCUGUCCAAGAAGGUCGCAGAUGGAACCAAAUCCAAAAAGGUGAAGACCAGCCACCUUCUGCGCAUUGACGACCACGACUUCACCAUGAGGCCGGCCUUCGCAGGUCCAGCUGUCCCCGUUGGAGUGGAUGUUCAGGUGGAGAGCUUGGACAGCAUAUCGGAGGUAGACAUGGACUUCACCAUGACCCUGUAUCUGCGGCACUACUGGAAGGACGAGAGGCUGGCCUUCCCGAGCACCACCAACAAGAGCAUGACCUUUGACGGCCGCCUGGUGAAGAAGAUCUGGGUGCCCGACGUGUUCUUCGUCCACUCCAAGAGGUCCUUCAUCCACGACACCACCACUGACAACAUCAUGCUGCGGGUGUUCCCCGACGGCCACGUCCUGUACAGCCUGAGGGUUACAGUCACUGCUGCGUGCAACAUGGACUUCAGUCGUUUCCCUCUGGACUCGCAGACGUGCACGCUGGAGCUGGAGAGCUAUGCGUACACAGACGAAGACCUGAUGCUGUACUGGAAAAGCGGCGAUGAGUCUCUGAGCACCGAUGACCGGAUCUCUCUGUCUCAGUUCCUCAUCCAGAAGUUCCACACCACCUCCAGACUGGCGUUCUACAGCAGCACAGGCUGGUACAACCGUCUGUACAUCAACUUCACUCUGCGGCGUCACAUCUUCUUCUUCCUGCUGCAGACCUACUUCCCCGCCACCCUGAUGGUCAUGCUGUCCUGGGUGUCCUUCUGGAUCGACCGCAGGGCCGUCCCCGCCAGGGUCUCAUUAGGUAUAACCACGGUGCUCACCAUGUCCACCAUCAUCACCGGAGUCAACGCCUCCAUGCCUCGGGUCUCCUACAUCAAAGCCGUGGACAUUUACCUCUGGGUCAGUUUCGUCUUCGUCUUCCUGUCCGUGCUGGAGUACGCUGCCGUCAACUACCUGACGACGGUGAGGGACGGCAAGGACCGCAAGCUCAGAGAAAAAGCCCGGCAACAGACACUCCCAUGCACCUGCGGCAUGUCCCACGCCAGGACCAUGAUGCUGGACGGCACCUACAGCGAGGCGGACGCCAACAGCCUGGCCGGGUACACGCGGGGCUCCAUGGCGGCUGAGGAUUCAUCAGAAAAGCAGGAGCGGAUGGUGGUUCAUCUCUCUCUGGACACCGAGCCCACGGGGACCAAGAAGAAGGGCAUCCGCGGCUUCCGGAUCAUCCAGAACACCCACGCCAUCGACACCUACUCCCGCAUGAUCUUCCCCGGCGCCUACAUCCUGUUCAACCUGGUCUACUGGUGUGUGUACUGCUGAGCGUCUGUGCGUUUGAGACGAAACUGUAGCAGUGAAGGACAUAAAACUGUAGCAGUGAAGGACAUGAAACUGUAGCAGUGAAGGACAUGAAACUGCGAAACCUUUUUGUUGACCUUAGAAGAGAGAGACACAGCUGUUUCUGGAGGAGCAGGUUUUACUGGAUUGCAAAAGAACAUCAGAAGCUUCUGGGUGUGAACAUUUCAUCGCUGGACUGGAGCUCUUCAACAGCUUCUCCUGCUUUACAUGAUUAUAUCAGAAACUCAUUUUUACCCCUCAAUCAGUGUGCGAAACACGUACGCAAUAUACAAGAUUUAAUGGAUGCAAGCAAAUACAACUAGGCUGUUCACACUUUGCAGACACAUCAAUCAGUAAUCAGCUUAUAUAGUUAUCAAUAAAACCGCUCACACAACUACACAACUACGCCCUCAAACAGAAUAUGCACGCUCGCCUCUCUUUCUCUAGCCCGACAAACAGACUUUCUUCUAGUUGCCGUCCUGGUAUCCAAGAAGAGAAGAGACAAUGUCCUGCUUUAAUCAGGUUCUCAUGAAAAGGCACUGGAUCAAAUUUGUCCAAAAGGGGUUUCCGUUUAGGUCCACAAACUGACAUGAGGACAGCAUUGCUUCGCGCAACCCUAUUGCGGUUCUGGCUGUCUGUGUGUUUAAACGUCACGGCGUAAAAUUGUCUCGCGCUCUCACUGUUCAUAUUUAUGAAUAUAUGUUUUGGAGCUUGAAUAAUGACAACUGCUGGGCAUAAAUAAGCUUUUAAAAGACAUCUUAGUGACAAGAGAAAAAUACAGUAAAUGUCUUGUGAUUUUAGCUUUUGCAAUUGAGGCUUUCAGGGGGUCUAAAGUGGGUCUCAAUCAUACU